AUGCACAAAAUCAAAGGGCUAACAUCUGCGUUGGGUGCAGUUUUGGUUUUAUCCAUCAUCGCCUUCUUGAGUGUUCAUGUUGAUGCUUGUGGUCAUCAUCGUCAACAACAUCAUAAUGGAUAUCAUCACCAUCAUCACCAUCAUCAUGAAGAAAAUCCAAAAUCAUCCGAUAAGCCUGUAUCUGCCCCACCAAAAUCUGUUUGGGAUAAUUUGGAAAAUAUAAUUACCAAGUCCAUUGCUUCUCAAGCCUUCCCAGGAGCUGUCCUUUUGGUUGCUUCUAAAAAUUCAGGAAUAAUUUAUUCUAAUAGUUUUGGACAUUUUACCUACAAUCAACAAUCAUCACCAAUGACCAUCGGAAGUAAAUUUGAUAUGGCAUCCUGUACAAAGGUUUUGGCAACAACAUCUGCUACUGCAUUGCUUUAUCAAAAAGGAUUGAUUGGAUUGAAGGAUAGAGUUAUUAAAUAUUAUCCUGCAUUUGCUGUUAAUGGGAAGAGUGAAAUUAUGAUUGAAAAUCUCUUAUUGCACAAUGCUGGUUUGCCACCAGAUCCAAAUCCUGGUUAUUCUGCAACUCAAUUUGGUUGUCCUGCUACUUCUGACUAUCAUCCUCCUCAAGUUUUCACUUGUGCAUCAAAGAUUUUCAAUUCUUGGUUGAAUCAAGUUUUGGAAAAUAAGCCAGGUCAAGUUUAUGUCUACAGUGAUUUAUCAAUGAUUUCAAUGAUGUACAUUAUUGGUAAUGUUGUCAAGAAGAAUAUGGCCAUGUUGGAAAUGCAUGAAGGAGAUUUGAGAGUUGAAUGUGUUCAACAAGUUGGUGGAAUAGAUGCUCCAGGUCAUGAAACUUGCUAUUAUGAAGCUUUUGUUAAUAAGCAUGUUUUACAAAAUCUCCAAAUGACAAAGAGUGGAUUCAUUCCAAAACCAGAAGAAAAAUCCAACAUUCCACCAACCUGGUUGGAUACUACCUAUAGACACGAACUCAUUCAAGGUUAUGUCUCUGACGAAAAUGGUUAUGCUUUGGGUGGUAUUGCUGGUCAUGCUGGGUUAUUCACUCCAGUUGUUGACGUCUAUCGUUUGAUGAAUGAACUCAUGUUCAGAGCUAGAGGAAACUUUAUCAAUGAAACCACUUUCGACAUGUUUACAACAGUUAAGAAUACCACUCAAAGUUCAAGAGCUUUGGGAUGGGAUACUAAUUCUCAAGGAAAUGGAACAUGUGGUAGUUUAUCAAAGAAGACAUUCUUGCAUUUAGGAUUCACUGGUACCCAAGUUUGUGGUGAUCCAGAUAGAAAUUUAUUCACCGUCUUUUUAACCAACAGAGUUUAUCCAGAUAAGGAUAACAACAAGAUGGCUCCAGUAAGAAAUGCUGUCAACUCUGAAAUUCAACGAGUAUUCGAUCAAUAUUAUCAUUAAUUUAUAAAAUUUUCAUUUGCAC
Naegleria gruberi is the source of this 1423-nucleotide messenger RNA. RefSeq lists its product as uncharacterized. The coding region runs from base 1 to 1401 and encodes 466 amino acids. The record is from RefSeq and is a predicted model, not a curated record. The transcript has a single exon. Lineage: Eukaryota; Heterolobosea; Eutetramitea; Acrasida; Naegleriidae.